CUUAGGGUAACUCCAGAGCUGAUUUAGAGAAACCACUGUGCGCACGAUUCAUAGCUUGGACUCUCUUCUACAGUCUGAAAAAUAUUGACUUCUGGAUUAGCCUAGAACUGGAGGGUUUCUCUGAUCCUACAUCAUGGGGACGGACUUUCCAUGGAUUUGGCUUUGACAUAAUAUUAAAGUGUCUGCUGAGUGAUGCACUCAACCACUGGGAUGAGAUCUGACAGCCUAAGGACUAAAGGUCUCAAACCAUGAAUUAUGUGGGCCAGCUGGCUGGGCAGGUGCUCGUCACUGUAAAGGAACUCUACAAGGGCAUUAACCAAGCCACGUUGUCUGGGUGCAUCGAUGUAGUCGUGGUGCGACAGCAGGAUGGCACCUAUCAGUGCUCACCUUUUCAUGUGCGCUUUGGGAAGCUGGGAGUCCUGAGAUCCAAGGAGAAAGUGAUUGAUAUAGAAAUCAAUGGCAGUGCAGUGGAUCUUCAUAUGAAAUUGGGUGAUAAUGGAGAAGCCUUCUUUGUAGAGGAGACUGAAGAAGAAUAUGAAAAACUACCUGCUUAUCUUGCCACCUCACCCAUUCCUACUGAAGACCAGUUCUUUAAAGAUAUUGACACCCCUUUGGUGAAAUCAAGUGGAGAUGAAAGACCAUCUCAGAGCUCCGACAUUCCUCACACCUUGGAGACAGAGACAGUUUUCACUCCAAGUUCUGUGAAAAAGAAGAAACGGAGGAGGAAGAAGUGCAAACAGGACAGCAGGAAGGAGGAGCCGGCCGCCUCUCCUGCGGUGGAGGACGCAUGCGAUGUGGCUGUGAGCUCGGAUGACGAGAAGGGGACCCAGACGACACGAGGAUCUUCAAAUGCUUCCUUAAAGGAGGAAGACUAUAAGGACCCUCCACUCUUCCAUUCUGGGGAUCACUACCCCUUAUCUGAUGGAGAUUGGUCCCCAUUAGAAACCACUUAUUCCCAGGCAAUGUGUCCUAAGAGUGAUUCAGAGCUGGAGGUGAAGCCAGCUGAGAGCCUACUCAGAUCUGAGUCUCACAUGGAGUGGACUUGGGGCGGGUUCCCAGAGUCUACCAAGGUCAGCAAAAGAGAAAGAUAUGACUAUCAUCCGAGGACGGCUACAAUCACACCAUCAGAAAACACUCAUUUUAGGGUAAUUCCCAGUGAAGACAGCCUCAUAAGAGAAGUUGAGAAGGAUGCUACUGUUGAAGAUACCAUCUGUACCAUAGUGAAACCCAAACCCAGAGCCCUGUGUAAGCAACUGAGCGAUGCAGCUUCUACUCAACUUCCUCAACUGCCUCUUGAAGCUCCUCAGAUUUCAUCUAUGUUAGAUGCAGACCAUGUUCCCAGCCCAUCCUCAAUAGAGGCUCCCUCAGAACCCAAACCAGCUGCUAAAGUAGACUCACCAACAAAGAAGAAAGGUGUUCACAAAAGAAGUCAGCACCAGGGACCUGAUGACAUUUACCUUGAUGACUUAAAGGCUCUUGAGCCUGAAGUGGCAGCUCUCUAUUUCCCUAAAAGUGACACAGACCCUGGCUCCCGACAGUGGCCCGAGUCCGACACCUUCUCUGGUUCUCAGUCCCCACAGUCUGUGGGAAGUGCAGCUGCAGACAGCGGCACCGAGUGCCUCUCAGACUCUGCCAUGGACUUGCCGGAUGUCACUCUCUCCCUCUGUGGAGGCCUCAGUGAGAAUGGAGAGAUUUCUAAAGAAAAGUUCAUGGAGCAUAUCAUCACUUACCAUGAGUUUGCAGAAAACCCUGGCCUUAUCGACAACCCGAACCUGGUAAUACGGAUAUAUAACCGUUACUACAAUUGGGCUUUGGCCGCUCCCAUGAUCCUUAGCUUGCAAGUAUUCCAGAAGAGUUUGCCUAAGGCCACGGUCGAGUCCUGGGUUAAAGACAAGAUGCCAAAGAAAUCUGGUCGGUGGUGGUUUUGGCGUAAGAGAGAAAGCAUGACCAAACAGCUGCCAGAGAGCAAAGAGGGAAAAUCUGAGAUCCCGCCGACAAGUGACCUGCCUUCCAGUGCUGAGGAGCCAACCAGUGCCAGUUUGCUGUUGGAUAGGCCUGCAGAGAAUGAUACUUCUAGUGACGAGGGGUCACAGGAGUUGGAAGAAACAAUCAAAGUUGACACCAUCUCCAUCGAGACACUGAGUCACUGUGGCACAGCUUCAUAUAAGAAGUCUCUCCGACUCUCCUCGGACCAGAUAGCAAAAUUGAAGCUGCAUGAUGGCCCCAAUGACGUGGUGUUCAGUAUUACAACCCAGUAUCAGGGCACCUGUCGCUGUGAGGGUACCAUUUACCUGUGGAACUGGAAUGACAAAGUCAUCAUCUCUGACAUCGAUGGAACAAUAACGAAGUCUGACGCAUUGGGACAGAUUCUCCCACAACUGGGUAAAGACUGGACUCAUCAGGGUAUAGCGAAGCUCUACCAUUCUAUCAAUGAGAACGGUUACAAGUUUCUAUACUGUUCCGCACGUGCCAUUGGCAUGGCCGACAUGACCCGUGGCUAUCUGCACUGGGUCAAUGACAAGGGCACGAUCCUGCCCCGAGGCCCUCUGAUGCUGUCUCCCAGCAGUUUGUUCUCUGCCUUCCACAGGGAAGUGAUAGAAAAGAAACCAGAGAAGUUCAAAAUUGAGUGUCUGAAUGAUAUUAAGAACCUCUUUGCCCCGUCCAAGCAGCCCUUCUAUGCUGCCUUUGGAAACCGUCCUAACGAUGUCUAUGCUUACACACAAGUCGGAGUUCCAGACUGUAGAAUAUUCACCGUGAAUCCAAAGGGUGAAUUAAUACAAGAAAGGACCAAAGGAAACAAGUCAUCGUAUCACAGGCUGAGUGAGCUUGUGGAACACGUGUUCCCACUCCUCAGUAAGGAACAGAAUUCUGCCUUUCCCUGCCCAGAGUUCAGUUCCUUCUGCUUCUGGCGAGACCCAAUCCCUGAUGUGGACCUGGAUGACCUAGCUUGAACAGGGCCUGUAUGGCAAGAUGGGGUCACUGUCACUCACCUCUAAGCAGGGAAGGUAACUGGCCCUCUUGCAGAUGAAGAUCCAGGGGCUGGCAGUCAGGAACCUGCUUUCCAGAACAGGGACAGGGUCCCCGAAGCUGGCACUGCCACCCUCAUUCACCUUCCCAGGCCACCACUCAGCACCUGGACAGAGGAAUAAGGGACUCAGCCUGAGGUACAAGCCUGUGCUCCAUUCCAUGGGGUCCCUCACAUGCUUCCUGUGGAGGUGUGUGCUGUGCACCACUCACCUGCAUAACUUAACAUGGAAGAAGUCAGAAACUGAAAAAGAAUGGACCAGCACAUGACUACACACAGUAAAGAGUUAAAAUUUC
Molecule: messenger RNA, 3321 nt
Organism: Peromyscus eremicus (cactus mouse)
Lineage: Eukaryota; Metazoa; Chordata; Mammalia; Rodentia; Cricetidae
Gene: Lpin2
Product: lipin 2
Exons: 20
Coding region: 249-2951 (900 amino acids)
Biological process (GO): triglyceride biosynthetic process; cellular response to insulin stimulus; positive regulation of transcription by RNA polymerase II
Cellular component (GO): cytosol; endoplasmic reticulum membrane; nucleus
Molecular function (GO): phosphatidate phosphatase activity; transcription coactivator activity
Source: RefSeq, a predicted model, not a curated record